AUGAUUUCCCCGAAUCCACGCGUGGUCGAGCGACGACGUACGUUUCGACGCAGAGUGACGGCGAGGAAACUGAUCGCGAGAGCGUGCGAUUGUGCCCUUAUCCUCGGAAUCAUCGCGAUCUGGUGGGUGAGACGGACGGCGGACGAAUCGCACGACAUCUCGACGCGCUGGUCGAUCACUCGCAUGUUCACUCGAACGCCUCCGCCGCCGCCGCCGCCGCCGCCGCCGCCGCCGAAACCAAAGUACGAGGAGACAUCUUCAAAGACGACGCCCUUUGGUCCGGACGGCGGGCCGCUGGAAUACGGGAACGUCCACCGCAUCGAGUGCGGGAACGACGCCGCGCUCACUGGAUUUGAAUUUCAAGUAUCCGACGAAGGAACGGAGACGAACGUGCGCAACGCCUACGCGUGCGUCGAGGCGAUGUUCGACGACGGCGCGACGUUUGGAAUUGCGGGUCCGGAGAAAGAAACCGAGUUCGGACCCUCGGGAUCGAUGUCGCUCGAACGAAACUCUUUGGACACGCUGAGCGCGCACGAGGUGGAUUGCGUGGACCGUUUCAUAUCGAGCUGGUAUCUGAAACAGUGGAGUAAAUCAAUGUCCAUCGCGUACGCGUGCACGUCGGGGAAACCGACGCCGCGCUUCGACGCGUGCGCGACGACAAAAUCUCUCGAAAUCGAGGCCAACGUCAGGAAAGUCAGCUCGUUAGCGCUCGCGAAAGUGUCGUGUAGCGAAGGCUCGGCGCUCACGCGUUUUCGAUUCACCGGUGAUGCGUUUGAGUUUACGUGUUGUCCGACGCCAGAGCUUUAG
Messenger RNA from Ostreococcus tauri, 807 nucleotides. Its product is annotated as unnamed product. NCBI's taxonomy places the organism in Eukaryota, Viridiplantae, Chlorophyta, Mamiellophyceae, Mamiellales, Bathycoccaceae. Bases 1 to 807 code for a protein of 268 amino acids. The record is from RefSeq and is a predicted model, not a curated record. The transcript has a single exon.